AUGCCUGUUACAGCCAUUACCUCGUUUGAACAAUUUCAAGAUAUCAUCAAUGGCGAUAAGCCUGUUGUAAUCGACUUCUGGGCAGAAUGGUGCGGACCUUGCCGAGUUAUUUCACCUUUCUUCGAGGAGCUUUCGAAGGAAUCAGAGUUUGGCGAUGUCGAAUUCUACAAAGUUGACGUCGAUCAAGAAGAAAGAGUUGCUCAGGAGGUUGGCAUACGUGCAAUGCCAACCUUUGUUGUCUUUAAGGACGGACAAAAGGUGGAUGAACUUAUUGGGGUCAAUCAACAAGGCUUGCAAGUACUUGUUCGUAAGGCAGCUGAGUUUGCUUAG
This is a messenger RNA of Aspergillus pseudoviridinutans, 330 nucleotides long. RefSeq lists its product as uncharacterized. Gene Ontology annotation, molecular function: protein-disulfide reductase activity. Lineage: Eukaryota; Fungi; Ascomycota; Eurotiomycetes; Eurotiales; Aspergillaceae. The record is from RefSeq and is a predicted model, not a curated record. The coding region runs from base 1 to 330 and encodes 109 amino acids. The transcript is spliced from 2 exons.